Molecule: messenger RNA, 954 nt
Organism: Fomitopsis serialis
Lineage: Eukaryota; Fungi; Basidiomycota; Agaricomycetes; Polyporales; Fomitopsidaceae
Exons: 8
Coding region: 1-954 (317 amino acids)
Biological process (GO): protein monoubiquitination; protein polyubiquitination
Molecular function (GO): ubiquitin protein ligase activity
Source: RefSeq, a predicted model, not a curated record
AUGAGGACAGGCGGCUCGGGUCCACCGGCAAAACGGGUGAAACUAGAGUCACCGUCUCCUUCACGGUCGCCGAGUGUGGGGGAUGAGAUCGUCGACGAGGAACACUGCAGUAUCUGCCUACAGCCUUUCGUGGACCGCACCGUCGUACCAACUUGCUCUCAUGAGUUUUGUUUUGAAUGUUUGCUCAUCUGGACCGACCAGUCGCGCAGGUGCCCGCUGUGCUCUCAAUCAACCGGAGACUACCUAAUCCACCACAUACGCUCGAGGUAUGACUACCAGAAACAUUAUCUCACGGCGUUGCGCACGUCGCCUCGUCCGCAGAGCGCUGCCGCUGCCGCACAACGGGAUGCUCGUAGACGCGCCCGGACAAGACGUGAACGCGAGUGGGGCCGACGACAGCGCGAGGCCCAGGAUGAAGCAGACGUGCUUGAGCGAGCUAUUGAACAGCGCAGAUGGGUAUAUCGACACCAUCUAUACGCCAAGCAUGUCGCCUCAAAUCCGUACACGCGCUACCGCCCGUUCCCAACACCAGCUCAAUUUUCGGCGUCGCAGGACCUGAUCAGUCGAGCUACUGUGUUCUUGCGACGUGAGCUUCGAGUAUGGGUUGGUCUCGACGUUGAGUUCUUGACGACCUUUACGCUGUCGCUGAUGAAGUCGCUCGACAUUCGUUCGGAGCCAGCCGUGCGGCUUCUCGCCGAAUUUCUUGACAUGGAUAGCGGAGGAGAACGCGUGAAUGCCGAACAUUUCGCUCAUGAACUGUAUAGCUACCUCCGCUCCCCGUACCGUGAUCUAGCCCGAUAUGAUGAAGUCGUGCAGUACGAUGUGCCCCCAGAUGUACCGUCGCCUUCACUGCCGCAGCGUAGCCGACGGUGGAGGUCUCGGUCUCGUUCUUUCCUCGCCACACGGACCCUCCCGCCGUCCACGUUCUCCCUCGCCUUUAUCCCCUCGCCGUAG